Messenger RNA from Vespula pensylvanica (western yellowjacket), 1184 nucleotides. RefSeq names its product deoxyribose-phosphate aldolase (gene Dera). The transcript is spliced from 6 exons. Lineage: Eukaryota; Metazoa; Arthropoda; Insecta; Hymenoptera; Vespidae. Gene Ontology annotation, cellular component: cytoplasm. Gene Ontology annotation, molecular function: deoxyribose-phosphate aldolase activity. Bases 138 to 1097 code for a protein of 319 amino acids. The record is from RefSeq and is a predicted model, not a curated record. Gene Ontology annotation, biological process: deoxyribonucleotide catabolic process; carbohydrate catabolic process.
UGUCAGUGAUUGUCGAACUGAAAGUAGUCCCUUUAUUAGUGUUAUAUUACUACGCAAGACAGACAAUGCUUAUUGGUUCCUUCAAACGCGAUAAAAUUAAGAGUAUUUUCAAAACUACAUAAACGUCUCAGUUCAAAAUGUCUGAUAAUUCAAAGGAGGAAAUAGUAAUGGAUGAUGCAAAUAAAAUUAAUAAUGCAUUUUCUGCUGAUUUAUUAGAUGUUUUUAUUGAUGAAUGUGAAAUAAAUGAAGAAGUAAGACAAAUAAAACAUGAAGCAAAUUGUAUAAAGGGAACUGAUAAAAUUGUUACAUUACUUAAAGCUGUUACUUUCGUCGAUUUAACUUCCUUAAAGGGUGAUGAUACAGCUGCUACAAUUGAGAAAUUAUGCAAAAAAGCUUUAAAUCCUAUUGAUCAAUUAAAGUUUAAUUGGGAUGAACCACUACGUACAGCAGCUGUAUGUGUUUAUCCAUUAAGAAUACAAGAUGCUAUAAAAGUGUUACAAAAUAGCGAUGAAAAGCAUAACAUUUCUGUAGCUUCUGUAGCUGCAGGAUUUCCCUCUGGUCAAUAUCCUUUGCAAACACGUCUCGGGGAAAUAUAUUAUGCAGUGAAAACCGGAGCUAAAGAAAUUGAUGUCGUUAUUAAUCGGCCUUUGGCUUUAGAACAUAAAUGGGAAGAUCUAUAUAACGAAUUAAGAACAAUGCGCGAAGCAUGUAAUACAACAUGUAUGAAAACGAUACUUGCUACAGGAGAACUACCUGAUUACUGUAAUGUAUAUAAAGCUUCAAUGGUAGCUAUGAUGGCUGGCAGUGAUUUUAUUAAAACAUCUACUGGAAAAGAAAGUGUAAAUGCCACUUUACCUGUCGGGAUAGUUAUGUGUAGAGCUAUAAAAGAUUACUAUGCGCAGACAGGGAGAAAAAUUGGAUUUAAGCCAGCUGGAGGUAUUAAAACCUCAUCAGAUAUCUUAGAAUGGAUGACAUUAAUUAAUAAAGAAUUGGGUGAUUCAUGGUUAAAUAAAAAAUUAUUUAGAAUUGGUGCAUCCAGCGUACUGGAUAGUAUUGCUAAUGAAAUUAAUUGUACAAUCAGCUGUGAUGACAAAUAAUGAAUGAGUACAUUUUAUAUUUUUUAGAAAGUGUUAUUUUAUAUAAUUUUAUAUUAUAAUAAACUCAGACGAAUUUAUUAUAAAUUA